Tarenaya hassleriana is the source of this 2236-nucleotide messenger RNA. RefSeq names its product probable L-type lectin-domain containing receptor kinase S.5. NCBI's taxonomy places the organism in Eukaryota, Viridiplantae, Streptophyta, Magnoliopsida, Brassicales, Cleomaceae. The transcript has a single exon. Bases 50 to 2011 code for a protein of 653 amino acids. Gene Ontology annotation, cellular component: plasma membrane. Gene Ontology annotation, biological process: protein phosphorylation. Gene Ontology annotation, molecular function: protein kinase activity; ATP binding; carbohydrate binding. The record is from RefSeq and is a predicted model, not a curated record.
CCAUUGCAGAGAGCUUCAGAAUCCAAGAAAAGAAAAAACACGAAAAGAAAUGAAAUUUCCUCCGCCCUUUAAGAUUCUGAUAUUGGCAAUAACCUUUUAUCGUGUUCUUCAGACACAAGUCCAGAGCCUGGAGUUCAACUUCACUCAGUUCCACCAAUCCACUGAACUGGAUCUGGUCAGGAGGAACUCAUUCAUCGCCUUCGACGCCAUCCAAGUGACUCCGGACGUUAGAGGAGUAUCUAUAGUGAACCAGUCGGGUCGUGCCCUUUACAAGGAACGCUUCAAGCUAUGGAGCAAAGAGAAGAAGGCGACGUUCGACACGACCUUCGUCAUCAACAUCUUGAAUCAGACGGAUCCGGGAGGUGAAGGUUUGGCCUUUGUUCUUACAGAUGAGACAAACCCCCCUCUUAGAAGCUACGGCCAGUGGCUCGGUCUCGUCAACGAGACUACCAACGGCUCUAAGGCUUCCAACGUUGUGGCUGUUGAGUUCGACACGAGAAAGAGCUUUCCUGAUGAUCUUGAAAGCAGCCAUGUUGGUCUGAACGUGAACAGCAUCAACUCGGUUGUCCAAGCGCCUUUGAGCGGUUUUGGAAUCAGAAUACCGUCGGUGGAUAGUUUCAGUGCCACUGUUCGGUACGAUGGUCAGAAUCUUUCUGUCUAUGUCUCGCCCGAUAAGGAUGCAAACCCAUCGGAAGAUCCGAGGAACUUGGUGUUUUCACACGCCAUUGAUCUCUCUGCACACCUUCCCGAGAAGGUCUACAUUGGAUUUUCGGCUUCAACGGGCAACCAAACGGAGCUGAACUGUGUCCAAGCAUGGCGGUUUGAAGGUUUGGAUAUAGGUGAAGAUUCAAAGCAGCUGUUAUGGCUUUGGAUCACUAUCCCCAUCGUGUCAAUUGUUCUGAUAGGAAUUCUCUUCGGAGCGAUUUGGUAUUCGAAGGGAGGCGAAGAAAACCCGGCGGAUAUAGAAGCGGAGAUCAAUCAUUGUGCUAUAAACCCGAGGAAGUUCAAGCUGAGGGAAUUGAAGAAGGCAACAAACUACUUCAGUCCACAGAACAAACUAGGGGAAGGCGGUUUCGGUAUGGUGUUUAAGGGCAUAUGGAAGAAUAGAGACAUAGCCGUCAAAAGGGUUUCCGAGAAAUCGCAUCAGGGAAAGCAAGAAUUCAUAUCCGAGAUCACGACGAUCGGGAAUCUAAACCACAGGAACCUCGUCAAGUUACUCGGGUGGUGCUACGAGAACAAGGAGUUUCUUCUCGUUUACGAGUUCUUACCAAACGGAAGCUUAGACAGAUACCUUUUCUUGGAAGACAAGUCAACCAAUCGAGGGUUAAAUCUCGUCUGGGAGACGAGGAUGAGCAUUGUGAGAGGCUUAGCUCAAGCUCUGGAGUAUCUUCACAACGGGUGCGAGAAAAGAAUACUUCACAGGGACAUUAAGGCGAGCAACGUGAUGCUGGACUCAGAAUUCAACGCGAAAUUAGGAGAUUUCGGGCUGGCAAGAACGAUUCAACAGAGCGAAAUGACGCACCAUUCGACCAAGGAGAUCGCUGGGACGCCGGGGUACAUGGCUCCCGAGACUUUCCUGAACGGGAGAGCGACGGUAGAAACAGACGUGUACGCGUUCGGAGUCCUAAUGCUCGAAGUGGUCUCGGGCAAGAAACCGACUUACUUCUCGAAAGAACAGAACUACAACAACAGUAUAGUGAACUGGUUGUGGGAAUUGUACCGAAAAGGAACGAUCUUGAGAGCUGCAGAUCCAAGAAUGGAGGGAGAUUUCGAGGAAGAAGAGAUGAAGAGUGUGUUGGUAUUAGGGUUAGCCUGUUGCCACCCAAACCCUAACCAGAGACCCUCCAUGAAAACGGUUUUGAAGGUUCUGACAGGCGAAAUGAAACCACCAGAAGUGCCGACAGAGCGACCUGCCUUCGUGUGGCCAGCCAUGCCCCCUUCUUUCAGCGAUUUGGACUACUCUCUCACCGGAACUCAAAUCAAUUCUCUCACAGAACUCACGGGAAGAUGACGUUGAAUACGUACGAUCCCUUUAGGGUUUUGUCAAGAAUCAGUACAAGGCCCUUGGAACAUGACAAGUGUUGUUUUUUUAGAUGCAUGUCUCGGUCUGAAAUCUGUGGCCGUGGCAUGGAAUUUGUUCUUUGUUGCUUUUGAAUAAUGGGUUUGUAGAAUUUUCGCCAUGUAAUCAUAUCAUAGUGUACAUAUGUAUUGGAAAAGGCUUCGCUGCUUCUCGCCA